AUGGAGCGCUUCAGCCUGGGGGAAGCAGCUGGAAAGCUGGGAAAGGCCCUGGGCGUGCUGGUGACAGUGGCCGGACAUGAGCCCAGGCAGCCUGCCUCUGCCAAGUGGUACGACCGGAGGGACUACGUCUUUAUCGAGUUCUGUGUCGAAGACAGCAAAGAUGUUAAUGUAAAUUUUGAAAAGUCCAAACUCACGUUCAGUUGUCUUGGAGGAAGUGACAACUUUAAACAUUUAAAUGAAAUCGACCUUUUUAAUAAUAUCGAUCCAAAUGAAUCAAAGCAUAAAAGAACAGACAGAUCCAUCUUAUGUUGUUUACGAAAAGGAGAGUCUGGUCAGGCAUGGCCAAGGUUAACAAAAGAGAGGGCAAAGCUCAACUGGCUCAGCGUGGACUUCAACAACUGGAAAGACUGGGAAGAUGAUUCAGAUGAAGACAUGUCCAAUUUCGAUCGCUUUUCCGAGAUGAUGAACAACAUGGGUGGAGACGACGACGUAGAUUUGCCAGAAGUAGAUGGGGCAGAUGAUGACUCACCAGACAGUGAUGAUGAAAAAAUGCCGGAUCUGGAGUAAGGAAAACUGUCGUCUUCAGGGUUUUGGGGAAAGAACUUCAUCACAACAUUUCAUAAUUGAGAUAAGAAUUCCUGAGUUGAUAGCCCUAAAGGGAGAUCCUGCAUCCUUUAACCCAUUUUCAGUCCAUUUUAAAUGGCUUCACUGAUGGUAGGUGUGUCCCAUGGCACGGGGCGGUCUUAAGCCACGAGAGGCAAUAACGUUAUGCAUGAACCGUUUUCCAGACUUCCAAAAAAAGACAAACCAACCCCCCAAUUGAGGUGUAGGCAAUCCGUACAGAACAGUUGCAAUAAAGUUUACAGAGCCUCCUUGCCUCGUAGCAGAUGUAAUUACAAUGGGAGAACCCCUGAAUCUACACCAAAUGGUUAAGCAUUUUUUUCCCCCCCCCUUCCUCCUCCACGGCCUGAAAUUGUCUGUUUGUACCGGGAACAAAACUUGUUGUCAUUGGCUCCCCAAAUUCAGCAGGCGAGGCAACAUCCCUCCGUGGUGUCUUCAGGUCUGUUCCACUAAAGUUCGUAUUGAAAAGGAAAACCUAAAACUUCUCCUCGUUUGGUGUUGGGCCCCCCCGAGCCCCCGAGCGGUGCCGGUGGCCGGAGCCUGUCCCUGGUUCCGUGUGACCCCCCCAGACCUCCCCCCUCCUCGCCCGGGGGGAGUGGCUGUACAUUGUUUGCUUUGUCAAUCUGUACAUUUAGACCAAAUCGUAUUUGCACUGUGGGUUUGGCAGCGAGUGACAGACCGUGGGGCCUGCGACCGGGCUGAGAAACCUCAAUUUAUGUUCAGAGCAGCUGGGAUUUUUUUAAUGUCUGCAUUCUUUCUAAUAAACUGUUGAAGACUCCCCUG
Molecule: messenger RNA, 1404 nt
Organism: Manacus vitellinus (golden-collared manakin)
Lineage: Eukaryota; Metazoa; Chordata; Aves; Passeriformes; Pipridae
Gene: PTGES3
Product: prostaglandin E synthase 3
Exons: 8
Coding region: 1-567 (188 amino acids)
Biological process (GO): prostaglandin biosynthetic process; protein folding; telomerase holoenzyme complex assembly
Cellular component (GO): nucleus; cytosol
Molecular function (GO): prostaglandin-E synthase activity; protein-folding chaperone binding; Hsp90 protein binding
Source: RefSeq, a predicted model, not a curated record